UCAGCUGUUUAACGUUGUUUUACUCACAGCUGAUAUCCUACUAGCCAUACAAAUUUCUAUUUUACAUAAAUUUUUUAGUUAAAAAAUGUUUAAUAUUCGUAAUUAAAGCCAAUAUGGUGUCUAUACUUUCAAGAGUAAAAGACGUAAUAAAAUACAGCAUGAUGUAUGCCUGUCUUACGCACUGUACUUUCGAAUAUGUCGGUGAUUUUGUAGUGUGCAAUGGUCCAUCAAUGGAACCUACAUUGCAUUCGAAAAACAUCCUGCUGACAGAACGCAUAUCCACACGUUUUCACAAUCCACGACGAGGGGAUAUAAUCAUUGCUGUAUCUCCCACUGAUCCCAAGCAGUUCAUUUGUAAACGCAUUGUAGGGAUACCUGGAGACCGAAUCGUUUUGAAAAAUAACACAAAACCAAUAGAUACUGAUAUUGACGUUUUAGUAACAAGUAAAAAACAAAAAGUAAAUGAAUUUCAAGAUGAAUAUGUACCUCGUGGUUACAUAUGGAUUGAAGGUGACAACAGUGAAAACAGUUCAGAUUCACGCUACUAUGGUCCAAUACCAUUAGGACUUGUGAAAAGUCGAGUAGUCUGUCGACUUUGGCCGAUAAAGGAAGCACGUAUGUUAUAGGCACAAGGUUUAAUGAGAAUUUAUUUUCUCACAAAUAGUGAAUAUACUAUUGUUAUUUCUGUAAGUUUACAAAUAAAAUACUUGACAAAAAACCUCAA
Messenger RNA from Bactrocera neohumeralis, 724 nucleotides. RefSeq names its product mitochondrial inner membrane protease subunit 1. The transcript has 2 exons. Gene Ontology annotation, molecular function: serine-type endopeptidase activity. Gene Ontology annotation, cellular component: mitochondrial inner membrane peptidase complex; membrane. The record is from RefSeq and is a predicted model, not a curated record. The coding region runs from base 114 to 626 and encodes 170 amino acids. NCBI's taxonomy places the organism in Eukaryota, Metazoa, Arthropoda, Insecta, Diptera, Tephritidae.